AUGACGGUGCGGAGAGGAAAGAAGCUCAGCAUCUCCAUCCAGGAACACAUGGCCAUUGACGUCUGCCCCGGUCCCAUCAGGCCCAUCCGACAGAUCUCCGCGUACUUCCCCCGCCUGUCCCCCACCUCCCCCACCCCCAUCUCCCCGAACCCCGCCGUGUCCCCGGUGCCCCCCUCCUCCCCUCUGGCCCUCAGCCCCGGUUCCGUGGCCUCCGGGAUGGGCGGCGCUCACCUCCUGUCUCCUCUGCUGGCCCACGGCAGGCCGGGCGGGGGCGGGUCGCUGUCUCUGACCAGCAGCGUGGACACGUCGGUGGAGAUCAACAGCUCCGACAGUGACGACUGCACUGCUCUGGGGACUCUGGAGUUUGAGCUGCGGUACGAGCAGAGCUCCAGUGAGCUGCACUGCACCGUGCUCCGGGCCAAGGGUCUGAAGCCCAUGGACUUUAACGGUUUAGCCGACCCGUACGUCAAACUGCACCUGCUGCCUGGAGCCUGUAAGGCCAAUAAGCUGAAAACAAAGACGAUCCGUAACUCUUUGAAUCCAGUGUGGAAUGAAACUCUUACCUACGUCGGGAUCACAGAGGAGGACAUGCACAGGAAGACGCUCAGGUUGACUGUGUGUGACGAGGAUAAGUUGACUCAUAAUGAGUUGAUCGGAGAGUCCCGGGUGCCUCUGAAACGUGUGAAACCCGACCAGACCAAACAUUUCCACACCUGCCUGGAGCAUCCGCCUCCGAUCCCUUCUCCCACUGCCAUGGGCGAAGCUCUGCGAGGAAUAUCCUGCUACUUAAGAGAGUGGGAGAACGAGCAGCUGCACAGCCUGGAGGAGAGAGGUCGUCUUCUUCUCUCCCUUCAGUUUUUGGAGGAUAAAAAUGCAGAGGGGGGAGGAGGAGGAGGAGGAGGUGAAGGCCGUCGCAGCGGGGGUCUCCGCGUGGGCGUGAAGCGCUGCGCCCACCUGGCAGCCAUGGACGUCAACGGAUUCUCCGACCCCUACGUCAAAAUAUACCUGAAGCCCGACAUACAGAAGAAAUCCAAGCACAAAACAGCCGUGAUGAAAAAAACCCUCAACCCGGAAUUCAAUGAGGAGUUUUUCUAUGAGAUCUCUCUGGCGGAACUGGCCAACAAGACGCUGGAGGUGACGGUGUGGGACUACGACCUGGGACGCUCCAACGACUUCAUAGGUGGCGUUUGUCUGAGCUGCCACUCCCAGGGGGACGCCCUCCGUCACUGGAUGGACUGCCUGAAGAACAAGGGCCGCAGGGUGGAGCGGUGGCACAUCCUGACCAAUGAGCUGCCACGAACCCUCAGCCACGACUAACCCCCCCCACCGCAUCCUCCACGCAUGCAGACCGUCGCUGUCAGGGAUCACACCGGUCCUCUGGUUUCUUACUGGGACAGACUCGAGCAACUUCACCACAGGAAUCCGCAGUAAUUGAGAGGAAAGGUGUAUUAUAAUCAGAGCCACCGUGAAGGCUGGAGAGCAGAGCCAAGCUGGUGCUGUGCCUUCAUUAUUCAACAGUGAGUCAUUCAGAAGAAGA
Molecule: messenger RNA, 1537 nt
Organism: Toxotes jaculatrix (banded archerfish)
Lineage: Eukaryota; Metazoa; Chordata; Actinopteri; Toxotidae
Gene: doc2a
Product: double C2-like domains, alpha
Exons: 10
Coding region: 1-1317 (438 amino acids)
Cellular component (GO): membrane
Source: RefSeq, a predicted model, not a curated record